Molecule: messenger RNA, 887 nt
Organism: Puntigrus tetrazona (Sumatra barb)
Lineage: Eukaryota; Metazoa; Chordata; Actinopteri; Cypriniformes; Cyprinidae
Product: protein rapunzel-like
Exons: 1
Coding region: 1-681 (226 amino acids)
Source: RefSeq, a predicted model, not a curated record
AUGGCUGAAAAUGAGAUCUUAGAAGACCAAGAGAAGCUGAAGAGGGGUCUGGUGAAGGUUCUGGAAUGCGUGGCCACCAUCUCGUCCGCAGCAGCGGUGGUCAAUCCCAUCUUCGGCGUGGCUGGAUCUCUCAUCCGAGUGGUGCUGCACCACGUGGACGACGAGGACAUCCAGAAACUCAAGCGCGAGUUCGGCAGCGUGAAUCGAGCAAUCGACGAAAUCUCACAGCAGAACCAGAACGUCUUGCUUCAGAUCCGGAAGGAGACCGUGGACGGCCUGUACUGUCGCGUAGAAGAAAACAUCCGUAAUCAGUUCUCCAAAUUCAUGGACACAGUGGAGGUAUCGGCGGCACAUGAACACCGCAAGAAAGAGUUCGAGAUGAGCUUUGUGGUCAAUCAGUGUGACCAGAACUUGUACACGCUGUACGGCGGGGUGUUGGGCGAGACCAAGCUCUUCAGUCAGCCCAUCCUAGACGUCUACAUGAAGCACUCGCAGGGUGACCAGCGCGUCAUGGAAAACCUCUGCACUCGACUCACGUACCUGUUCUGCAUCGGCCUCAUUGCUCUGAUGAGUUACGCUGCCAUCGUCGGGGAUGAUGAAGAAGCUCUGCGCAUCGAGUGGGAAAAGAAAAUGACAGACGUGGCCAGAAAGAUGUCAGAAGUGUUAAAAAGUUAUGAGUGAUUCUGCCUCAUGUGACCUUUUCCACAACGUCUCUUUUUUACCUUUUUAUGUUCUAUUUCACCUGUCAUAGUAACUGCUGUCCGUAGUUGUCUUAUCCAUUCACUAUCACUGCAAACAAAAUACUAAUUCUAGCUUAGGUUUUUGUUUUCAGCCAAAUAUAUUCUUACAUAAUGAAUGAUUUCUAGACAAGUAAAUAUUAUAGUCUA